AUGCUUGGCAAACAAAUCGUCAACGCUGUGAUUGAAUAUGGUUUACCAUUUCUACGUAGUAGAAAUCUAUGCAAAAAUACCGAUGAAAACAAGAAACAAUGGGAAAUAGACAAUCAAUUAGAUGAAUUUGACUGGCAAAUGCUUUUACCGGAAUAUCUUGAAAUGACUAUUCAAUUUGGUUUUGCCACAUUAUUUGUUGCUGCAUUUCCAUUAGCACCAUUGUUUGCAUUAUUAAAUAAUAUAUUAGAACUUCGGUUUGAUGCAUGGAAAAUUUUAACACGAUACCGUCGUCCUGUCCUACACAAAGCAGCAAACAUUGGUAUUUGGACUGAUAUUCUUUCCGGCAUCUCUUAUUUGGCUGUUUUGACUAAUGCAGCGGUCAUUGCAUGGACAUCCGAAUUUAUACCGAAAUUGGCUUACCAGAUAAUAGAAGGAAAAGGAACAAGUCUUGAUGGUUAUGUUAAUUGGACACUUUCUUCGUUUCCGAUCAGUGAUUACAAUAAAACAGGGACCAUGAAUCAGCAUAUUCCAUCAAAUUUGACUUAUUGUCGUUAUCGUGAUUUUCGAGAAUCAACCGGUCCGAAUUAUGAUUACACAUCACUUUAUUGGCAUAUUAUUGCUGCUCGUCUAGCUUUUAUGAUCAUUUUUGAAAAUGUUAUCUAUCUAAUUGUUUAUUUGGUUCAAUUGAUAAUUCCUGAUGUAUCCAGUCAAGUACAAGAAGGUAUCGAUCGACAACGAUAUAGUGACCCGUCUCAUCAAGACUCUCCUCUUGAGACUCCAUCUGCAGUCGAAAAAGCGAUUCAAAAUUUGAAAACAAAAAGAGAAACGACAGAAAAGUAA
Molecule: messenger RNA, 840 nt
Organism: Rotaria sp. Silwood1
Lineage: Eukaryota; Metazoa; Rotifera; Eurotatoria; Philodinida; Philodinidae
Source: the annotation of a GenBank genome assembly